This is a messenger RNA of Nematostella vectensis (starlet sea anemone), 3006 nucleotides long. RefSeq names its product UV-stimulated scaffold protein A-like. Gene Ontology annotation, cellular component: chromosome. The transcript is spliced from 2 exons. The coding region runs from base 107 to 2557 and encodes 816 amino acids. Gene Ontology annotation, molecular function: RNA polymerase II complex binding. Lineage: Eukaryota; Metazoa; Cnidaria; Anthozoa; Actiniaria; Edwardsiidae. The record is from RefSeq and is a predicted model, not a curated record. Gene Ontology annotation, biological process: transcription-coupled nucleotide-excision repair; response to UV.
UUUUUGCAGUGAAAAAGUUUGAGAUGGAACUGGACAGAGAUUACUCAAAAUAAAAAAAGAUGAUUCUUCGUUCUUUGGCGAACAAUUCGAAGUCUUUGAAAUAGCUAUGGCUGCAGUAGAUACAGGGCUUCUUACUGAGCUUGGUGAGUUGAUCGAAGAUCUAACUACUACCGGGAAACCGACUCUAGACGAAAACCAUAUGAAAAAAUUGAAAUCAAUAUGUAAGAAGUCAGAAUUGUACGUAGAACACGCAUAUCACAACCUGUUAACACAGUUAAAGAAAGACCACGCCGAAAUAAGAUUGUCUUGCCUGCAAAUCAUACGGGAAUUAUUCGGGAGAUCGCACAGAUUCAGAGAGCUCUUAUUGGAAGAGUUCCAGGUCUUUCUUGAGCUGGUUGUUGGUACAAAUUGCGAUGAGCCACUACCGCCUCCUGAUUGUUCAGCUAAAGUUCUCAAAGAAACAGCUAUUAAUUUGAUAGAAUGCUGGCAGCAAAAAUACGGUCCACAUUACAAGAAACUCGACCUUGGUUAUAGAUACUUGAAGAGGAUUAAGCAUGUGAGUUUUGAUCAAAUCAGAGAGAGGGCUUCCGCACAGCUACAAAUAGAAAGGGAGAGGGAAAGAAGGAAACAAGAUCUUCUUAUGAAAAAGUUAGGAAACACAAUGAUCGAGAUAGCAGAUCACACAGAGGAUAUGGAGCUUUGUGUUACCGAAGUGAAUAGCUGCUUUAAGUUGCUGCUGCCACGUCCUGAAGAAUACGAGGUCCACUUGAGGGAGGGUGAUGGUGUGGUCCACUUGAGGGAGGGUGAUGGUGUGGUCCACUUGAGGGAGGGUGAUGGUGUGGAAACACCAACCAAUAAAAUAAAUGAAGGGACAUUGAAUGAUAUUACUACCAAAGAAACAGCCUCUGGAAACCCUAACGUGACAGAAAUAGGGAUAUCCAGUCUAGCAACAGAAAAUCCACACCCAACAAACAAUCAUAACAACCAAGAAGGACAUGGAAAGAAAGGUGGAGAUGGUUGCCUUGAUGACAAGAGCAAUAAACAAACUGAGGGACAGGGUAAAAGGGACAUUGAUGUUUUGCCUGGAUAUUGUGAUGAUGGUAAUGAUGAUGACGAUGAUGAUUAUGCUGCUGCUGAUGAUGAUAAUGAAAUUGGUUUUGAUGAUUAUGAUAAUAAUGAUGUCAUACACCAUCAUGGUCUGGGAUCUCAUUCCUAUCAAAUAGAAAUAGAGUUUAGUGAUAUGGUACCAAAAGUUAUUGAAAGUGAGGACAAUAGAGUUAUUCUAGAUACUCUAAAAGAGAUGAACAGACAAAUCUGUCACAAACAUCUUCCUAUGGUCGACAAGUGGCUCAAAGUUAUGAGCAAAGCGGGCCAACAACAAAAUGAGAUCAAGAAAAUUAUAGACUUGAAACAAAAAUUGGUAAAAGCUAAGACAAAGUUUGAAGAGCUUGCUAUUGAACCUUCCAAAAAACAUAGAAAUGAGGCCAGUGGAUCCAAAACUACAAGAAAUGUGAGUGAGGACAGUGAUAAUGAGUUUGAAGAUGUCCCUGAGAAAGAGGGAGUUGAAUAUAUUCCUGUGAACAAAAGAGCAGAAUAUGGUCUAGACACUUUAGAACUGAGUAGGGAGGAUGGUCAAGACCUCAGUGAGAGAAGUCGAGCUAUAUCAGAAGAGGAAUCAUUUCUUAGAGCCAAUGGGUACACAUUACAAGAUGCAGAGGACCCCACUUCGCUUGCAUGUGCUUUGCUGGAGUCUAGAAGACAGUAUAUCAUGUCUCAGCCAUGCUCAAGUAGAGUUGGUGCCAGUGUAGCGAUGGUGGACAAAACACCAGAGGUCAGCAUAUCCCAAGUAGAUGGUAAGAAGAAAAAGCACCUUGAAGUCGCUCCUGUAGUACCAUUUGACAUGGAUCUCUACUACUGGGAAAAGGCAGAUUUUGAAGCACCAAAGAUAAUCCGAUCAGAGAACUUCAAUAACAAUUGGGCUUCAAAAGAUUUUGAGGCAGAGCAGGUAUUUGAAGGUGACAAGGGCUCAUUGUUGAGGAGAACUAUGGCAUUCACUGGGAAAUUUGAGCCGGUUAAAUGGUCAUGUCGGGCUCCUCUACCAAAUGGUAAACUUUGCCCAAGACGAGACCGUGUAAAGUGCCCUUUCCAUGGAAAGAUCAUACCGAGAGACGAACAGGGUAAACCGACAGGGGAUCACACUAACCAAGCCGGGUCCUCCAAUACAAAAACUACAGCUACAAGAAAUUCAUCAGCAGCUGAAGAAUGGAGAGAAAUUCAGCCAGAAAUUGAAGCAGCCACUGGGUUUGAUCUUGGUGGUAAGGGUAAAGGAAAGGGAAGAAAAAGAAAUGAAUCUGACAAUAAGGGAUUGUCCAAAAAACAGAAAUAUGGUCGUUUGACAGACCUCAACAAACAGACCAACACAGCUCGUAGUCGGCUGGAGGGCAAAGUGUUAAGCCGCAAAGCAGUCAAGCGAGUUACGCAGGAAAUGGACUCAUUGGCGACCAAGCGGAUUAAUGACAAGUUUGGGGAUCAAUUUAAUUAUCAAUUGCAAAAAUAGAUGUGAAUAUUGAAUAUGAUUUGUACUGAACCUGACAUGAUGACUGCUUUAUAUAGCUCAUGCUGAAGCUAUUAGACUAUUCUAUUACAAUUAGACUACGAGUUCGAGUUUUCUAUGAGUAAUAGAUAGUCAAAUUGACUAUUUGACUCAUAGAAAACGAGAACGAGUAGUCUACGAGUAGUAUAAAUCCACUCACAUACUACCUUCAAGUAAAUUACGAUUAUACUACUUCUCAGUAAUAAAUAAUAUGUCUUCAUAUCAAGUAUAAUAUUCAGAAAAUACUUCAAACUAAAUCAUCAAUCGGUAAGAAAUUUUAAUUUCUUACCGAUUGAUGACGUGUUUAAAAACACGUCACGAAUAACUAAAAAAAAAGCCCAGUACGCGUCUAUACUUCAGACUAAAUCAUCAAUGGGUAAGAAAUUAAACACGUCACGAAUAACUAAAAAAAA